AUGAUUUUUGAUUUUGAUUAAGAAGUUAUCUCACAAAGAAAAAACAAGCUUAAGAUCUUGCUAAAUAGGAAUAAUAAUAAGCAGAGAUUUUUUGGGUAUCAUCAGCAUUAAAUAGUAAAACAAGUAUUCGAGGAACCCAAAAGAGUUUUUUCGUAUUCUCGAUCAAUAAGACAUUUUUAAGAAAUUAUGUCUAAAACUGGAUCCAUAAGUUUGAAUAAGAAAGCAAUAACUCUAUUUUUAAGAAGAGAUGAAUAAACAGAGAAAAAGUCAUAUGAUGAGAUUCUUAAAGCUACAAAUUCAAAGCUAAUUUAAACUGACAAUAUAAUUCCAGAUGAGUUUGGUUACAGGACAGAGAGAAAUCAAUUGCAUAAAUAGCAAUCUCCUUAUAUCAAAUAAAGAAAAUUCAGUUAGCAUCUCAAUAAAAAAGAUAAAUUUCCUAAAACACCAUACAUUUAACAUGCAAUAGAGAGUUAGGUUGUCCCAUCUUCAAGAACAAAUAGAAGCCUAAAAAAACAUACAUUUUAGAAUGAAAUUCUGCAAUAAAAGGUCAACUAAAUUACAUCAGCAAAUCUGAAAGAACAGGAGCUACAAUCAAUUAAGAGCAGACAGAAAUAAAUUGAUCUUUAUUCAAAUGAUAAUAUAUUCGCAACAAUAACUCACAGAUAUUGA
Messenger RNA from Paramecium octaurelia, 669 nucleotides. NCBI's taxonomy places the organism in Eukaryota, Ciliophora, Oligohymenophorea, Peniculida, Parameciidae. The record is from the annotation of a GenBank genome assembly.